Messenger RNA from Diorhabda sublineata, 2056 nucleotides. RefSeq names its product angiopoietin-2. Lineage: Eukaryota; Metazoa; Arthropoda; Insecta; Coleoptera; Chrysomelidae. The coding region runs from base 227 to 2056 and encodes 609 amino acids. The record is from RefSeq and is a predicted model, not a curated record. The transcript is spliced from 7 exons.
AGCUGCGGCCGCAGCUCAGAAUAAAACUGUACACCAAUUACGAAAUUUGAAAAAUGGCACUACAUCAGGUACAACAUCGGGAACUACGGCCUCGCCACCACCUGAUAAAGGAUCCUCUAAUGUAGCAAGGGAGGAGUACCUGUUUGAUGUCUUCGAAACGAUAAUUUCAACUUUAGAAUCAAAAUUACAUAGGAUAGAAAAUUUAGACAAAGCAGUUGAGCAUCUCAUGCGAAGAGUAGAAGGUUUAGAUGAUAGAGUGAAUAAUAACAUAGACAAAACCGAAUCAGUGAUUGCCAAAUUGAGAAUAAUUGAUUCUAAAUUGUUUCAAACACCAAACAGAUUAUUUUUUGAGAAAAAAUCCGAUACUUACGCCGAAUCAGAAAACUUAGGUAAAAAAUUAUUGGCUUUAGAUCAAAAAGUGAGUGACAUCGAUGAUAAAUUGAACACUUUAAAAAACCAAUUGGAUAUUAAUUCUUUACAAGGGGAAGAUAUCAACGCAGAAGCAAGCGAAAAGAGAUCAGUUAGCAUGAACGUAGUAGAAAUAACUAAAGCUCUUAAUACUGAAGUAAUGAACCAUGUUACUAAAGAACUAAGUCAGCUUCGAGAAACAAGUAGUGGUGUAGAUAGAAAACUACAAUUCCAUAUUAAUACUGUCCAAGAAAAUUUAGGAAAAAUUCUAAAUAUGAUGACCGAUGUCCAUCACGCUAUUAUAGAUGACAAAAGAGGUUACACCGAUUAUUUCUACAAUAGAUCAUACACUACUACACACAGACCUGAACGUCAAAACAAAAUUGAUAGCUUAGUCGAAAAAAUAAAGCCGAUAAUAACCGUUUCCGAAAAAAUGGACGAGGUUUGGAACGUUGUGGUUGGUACAAAAAGUUCAGUGGAUGAUCUGGUACCAAAAUCAGAUGAAUUAUUGACGCAAACUCAAAGACAAGAACGAGCCAUAGGAGAAAUACACAAUGAUUUGAAAAUGAAAACUAAUAAAAUCAUUGCCAACUUAGAUAAAGUAGAGAAAAGAUUGAAAAAACAAGAAGAUGAUGUUGCUACUUUAGCUCAAAAACCUGUACCAGCUGAAAUAUUACUCAACCCAUCCUUGGAAAAACUAGAUGACUUCGAAUCUACUAGAUAUAUUGAAGAUUAUGUAACUGAUACAACACUUCCUAGUGGUUUCACUACUAUAUCUCCUCCGAUAACACAAACGUCUAUACAUAACAGUGUAUCUACCCAAGUAGGAAGUUCAGCUUCAACUACAGAGAAGAGGGUCGAAAAAAGAAAAGGCGGUGUUAUUUUUCCCAGUGUUAAAAAUAAACCAACCCACGUAAAUUCAACUUUUGUUACAUCAGAUGUUUCCCCAGCUGUUAAGGAUGUUAGGGGUUAUUCUUGUGUGGACUUCCUUAGCGCUGGGAUGAGGAACUCUGGAAUAUACUACCUGCAAAUACGAGGUACAACCUACUGGUUUUUGAAGGUAUUCUGCGAACAGGAAAUAGCUGAUGGAGGUUGGACGGUAAUUCAACGAAGAGAUGAUUUCGGUUAUCCGAGGGAAAACUUCAACAGGGAUUGGAAUGAUUAUAAAAAUGGGUUCGGUGAUCCGUCGAAGGAAUUCUGGUUGGGCAAUGAAAAUAUAUACAUGCUGACCAAUAACGAAGAAUAUUCUCUUAGAGUUGAACUUGAAGAUUUCGAAGGUAACAAGAGAUAUGCUCAAUAUUCACACUUUAAAAUAUAUUCAGAAGCUGAAUAUUAUAAACUGGAAAUAGACGGCUAUGAAGGAAAUGCAGGCGAUUCUCUAAAUGAUCCAUGGUACGGAAGUAAUAAUAGCCCAUUUUCUACUUAUAACAGGGACAACGACCGAUCAAGUCUGAAUUGCGCUUCUAUGUUAAAAGGUGGAUGGUGGUGGAAAUCCUGCGGGCGAGGAUUGAACGGUCUAUAUUUGAAUGAUCCUCAAGAUUUGACAGCAAGACAAGGAAUUGUUUGGUUCCGGUGGAAAGGUUGGGACUACACGCUUAAGAAAUCUGUAAUGAUGAUAAAACCUCGAAGCUUUGUUAGCGGCACCUAG